AUGCAAAAUAUUAUAGUUGAAAGUGACUAUGGUCCUCACCAAGAAGAAAACUCAGCAGCAACAUCAACAAUCAACGAACAACAAUCAUGUGCUGUUGAGAAUAUGGCUGCCAUAAACCAAAUGGUUUAUACUUUUAGCGAUGAACAUUUACGAUUACCACCACAAUUACAGCAACAAAAAAAUAAAAAACGAGAAUCAGCAGCGAUGAAUCCUGCUCAACAAAAACGUCCACACCAAGCAACAAAAAAAUCAACAUCAAGAUGCCUUUCACAACUAAUAAUAACGGACGAUGACGAUAGUGAUGCAGAUCAUCCUCCCAAAGAAAAACAAAUAACAACUUCACAGCUGCUAGUAUACUGGGAACACCAUCUUCAAUAA
Molecule: messenger RNA, 378 nt
Organism: Didymodactylos carnosus
Lineage: Eukaryota; Metazoa; Rotifera; Eurotatoria; Philodinida; Philodinidae
Source: the annotation of a GenBank genome assembly